AUGAGCGGUCGACAACCACUUAUUCCACCAGGAUAUGAAAGAUCAGGGUUCGUCAGUAAAGAAAGAAAACGAUUCAUAGUCUUCACCUUUUUCGAUGCUUCAAUCACAAUACUAUUAUGGCUAUUAUGUACAGUAACACGCGAUGAUGAUUGGGACAAGGCAUUCUUUAAUGAGAUCAAUAUUUUCAAUCCGAAAUUUAUCCAUAUUUCGCUUUUUGAUAUAGUUCUCUUGGCAGUUCUCCGAAUGCUGCUACUGGGCGGUACAUAUGGAAUUUGUCUGGUUAAGCAAUGGUAUAUGGUGGCAUUCACUACACUCGCAUCAAGCGCAUAUAUCCUUGUGAAAGUUCUGUUCUAUUUCAAUCAUUCAUCGAGCGCUGUUCCACCUCUUCUUCUCAUCAUUGCCUCGUUCACACUCUGUUGGUCAGAAUUUUAUUUGAUGCCUUUCCAAAUAUUACCAAGAGAACGAAUAUAUGCUCGACGAGAUCUUGAAGGGCCGAUAAUCCGGAGUUGUCAACAGACGAUGAAACGCGUUCGAAAAACGCAGACGGCCGUUCCGUCUCGUGUCUCUUCUGGAGUUUUUAUCGCAUCUGAUUAUGAUGAAUUUCGAAGCGCCGCCGAAUUCUCGUCAGAUGAAGAAGCACGAUCACGUCUUCUGGUACCGCCAGACACAAAAAGACUUUUCGAAAUAACAUUGAGAGAGUGCCUCGAUCAAGUGGAAGAACUCAUGAGAGAUUCGCGACUUGGUGGAUGGAAGACUCUACGAGCAAACUCCCCGACCGUAUUGCAAGGUCCUGACAAUUACUUUUUGGUUAAAGCGGAGUUCGACAAGUUCCCAGCUUUGGUUCUUUUCAACAUUGCUUGGAAAGAUAUGCUCAAGUGGAACACCCAGGUAAUCGAAGGAAAGAUGAUUGCUCAUCUAGACAGUGCUACCGAUUUGUACUAUUCGGUCAGUGCACCAGCAAUGCGUGGAUAUAUUUCAUCUCGAGAUUUCCUGGAUUUGCGUAAGAUCAAGCUCGAUUCAACUGCUGACACCUAUACAGGAUAUUUUGUUUCUGUCGAAUCCAAUUUGUGUCCGAACAAUGGAAAUCCAAAAAUUGUAAGAGGACACAACUUCCCUUCUAUGAUUCGAACUCUGAAAGGCGAAGACGGAGUUACGAUGUUCGAAUGGCUCAUGAAAACAGAUUUGAAAGGAGGUCUCCCGAAGCGUCUCGUCAAUUCUGGAAUGAUAAAUUAUUUUAGUGAGCAUGUGAAACGGAUGAAUGAGUUUGCUGAGACACAUUAUCAUUGUCCAUCUGCCUGA
Messenger RNA from Caenorhabditis briggsae, 1299 nucleotides. RefSeq names its product Protein CBR-TAG-340 (gene Cbr-tag-340). The coding region runs from base 1 to 1299 and encodes 432 amino acids. The transcript is spliced from 8 exons. Lineage: Eukaryota; Metazoa; Nematoda; Chromadorea; Rhabditida; Rhabditidae. The record is from RefSeq and is a predicted model, not a curated record. Gene Ontology annotation, molecular function: lipid binding.